GAAGAAGGUGGGCUCUCAGCCAACAGGUACUUAAAUACAGGACAGGUGAAGCUAGAGACAGUGCAAGUCCACGAUCUGCCCACAUUUUCUACCUGACUAUUCGGGAACAGGAAAACUCUAAAGAUGGUUAAAUCAGCGCUGUCUGUGCUCUUGGUCCUGGUAGCCAUUUCCUCUACCUUUGCUGCAAAAUAUAUCCCCAAGAGUGGGAAGAGGGUCCCACAGACUCUGUCUCGAGGAUGGGGUGAUCAGCUGAUAUGGGCUCAGACUUAUGAGGAGGGUCUUUACUGGUCCAGGUCAAAGAACAAGCCCCUGUUGGUCAUCUUUCACCUUGAAGACUGCCCACACAGCCAGGCGCUGAAGAAAGUCUUCUCCGAGGAUAACGAGGUCCAAAAAAUCCUUGAUGAGGACUUCAUCGUCCUUAAUCUGGUGUAUGAAACCACAGACAAACAUCUGUCCCCUGAUGGCCAGUAUGUUCCUAGGCUCAUUUUUGUUGACCCCUCAAUGACAGUGAGGGCUGACAUCACUGGUCGCUACGCCAACCGCAUGUAUGCCUAUGAACCAAGUGACAUCAAACUCUUGGUUAGCAACAUGCAGAAAGCUAAGAAGCUUCUGAAGUCUGAGCUGUGAGCACCAGGAAGACCACUGUGACGCUGAUCCACAGCUGCUUUCUCCACAGUUUACAUAUGAGAAACCACGCACUGGAAAAAUUCUUCUUUUCACCUUCACUUGAAAUGUUUUCUCCCUGAAUUCCUUCCUAAUGCUUGUUA
Pelmatolapia mariae (spotted tilapia) is the source of this 767-nucleotide messenger RNA. RefSeq names its product anterior gradient 2 (gene agr2). Gene Ontology annotation, cellular component: endoplasmic reticulum. The transcript has 8 exons. Lineage: Eukaryota; Metazoa; Chordata; Actinopteri; Cichliformes; Cichlidae. The record is from RefSeq and is a predicted model, not a curated record. Bases 124 to 627 code for a protein of 167 amino acids.